CGACAGGAGCCAUUGGAUCGUUGUUGGAGGGCAGAUACGGAGGGGCAAGGUACGUGGUGCCUUACCUUGGCUAAGGCACUGAAUCUGGAUCCCUCCUCCACCUCCACGCGAGCGGACGACACGAAGCGGCCAUAGCCGCACGUUGGGAUCCCCUCCGCUACGCCUCUCGAUGGUCUCCGCCAGCGCGCCGCCGCCGCAGGCCCAGUCCGACGCGGCCGGGUCGGGGGAGGAAGUGAGCAAGAAGGUGCGGAAGCCGUACACAAUCACCAAGUCCCGGGAGAGCUGGACGGAGCAGGAGCACGACAAGUUCCUCGAGGCCCUGCAGCUCUUUGAUCGUGACUGGAAGAAGAUAGAGGCUUUUGUUGGCUCCAAGACUGUCAUCCAGAUUAGGAGCCAUGCACAGAAGUACCUUUUGAAGGUUCAGAAAAAUGGAACCAGCGAACAUGUCCCACCUCCACGACCAAAGCGAAAAGCUGCCCAUCCAUAUCCUCAGAAGGCUUCCAAGAAUGGACACAUUUUCGUCAUUUCCGAAGAGAAGAUGUCUCAAGACAAGAAGGCAGUUGCUGAGACGAAGCUAACUGAAGAGGAAAAGCUUCUUGAGGAGAAGAUUGCUGGGUUUGUUGAAUCAAUCGCAAAAACAAAUACAGAGAAGAUCACUAAAGAGAUACUGGAAGGCUUGUCUGAAGAUACUGAUGAUAGCGACAGCUAUGAUAUGGAGAGUGGAGGCGAAGACUCUGAAGAUCGGCCCUGGCGACCAAGUCAUACAGUCUUCGGGAAAUCAACUAUCAAACAGAGUCAUCUAGAUAAUAUGAGAGGAAGGUAUUUUCGAGAUAUGUCUAUCGUGAGGGCUGACAUAGACAGGGCCGCUCCUGCUCCCGAAGAAGACGAAGUUGUGAUCUUCCGAAGCUUCUUCAAAGCUGGACUUCGGUUCCCGUUGAGUAGAUUUGUGGUUGAAGUUUUGAGUACAUACCAGAUCUACCUUCAUCAGAUUACUCCCGAAGCAAUUAUUAGAAUGGGGAUUUUCGUCUGGGCUGUGAGAAGUCAAGGUCUGGAGCCAAGCGCAAGAUGUUUUUGCAGUAUGCAUGAGCUCUCGUAUGAGACGAAGGCCUGGGGUAAAGAACAAUAUCACAACAAUUUCGGCUGCUACAGCUUUGUUGCUCGCUCCGGCGUAAGCUACCCAGUGCCAACAUUCCGGAAGAGGUGGCCCGGAGACUGGAUGAAAGAAUGGUUCUAUGUAAAGAAUGAUUUAAAGGCGAGAGAAGACAUUAAAGAGAUCAUCAUGCGCCCCAUUUGGUCCCACUUCGGCCUCCGGAAGCCGAAGGUUGAAAUUGACGAGGCAGUCGAAGCAUGCCGAAGGGCUUUCAGCACAAUUUGCUCUUUUGUUGGGACAAGGGACUUGCUUCAAGAGCAUAUAGCCUACAGAAUAUGGCCACUUGUAGACAGCUGGGAAAUGCCGAAGGACACCAUCACUAACCCUAGCGAGGGCGGCCUAGUUCGACUGAAGUACACCUUCAGGUUUGAGGACAAAUUUGUCGAACCAGAUGAUGACUGGCUGAAGUGUAUUGAAAAUACUAGUGAUGAAUUACUUGGAGCAUAUUCCAAGUCCGAAGAUAAUGCACUAUCUGCAGCUUUCGGGAGCCGAAAAAAGAAAAGAUUAAAUAGGGUUUUUGAUGCUAUUGGAUUUGUGUACCCUGACUAUCGCUACCCACCACGGGGGCAGAAAAGAAAGGGUGUAUCCUCUGAAAAGGUUGCUGCUUCGGCUGCUCCGAGCGAGCCUGCACCGAAGGGUAAAAAAUUGAAGGUCCUUACCCACCGACCACGCUACAUUGAACCGGCCGUAAUGCCUGAAUUUGGUGGGGAGACAUCUUCAGCUACUGAGCCGAAGGAACCUGCCCCUCCCACACAGAAGAUUGAAAAGCCGGCUGCAGUGCCGAAGGGUCCUUCGAGUAAGGUGAUUUUAACAAAGGUUGCCGAAGAUAAGACCGAAAGGUCAAAAACUGAAAGAGCAACAAAGAUGUCGGGGGUUCUGAGUCCUUCGACAGAAGCAACAGUGCUGACGGCAGAAAAAAGUUCUGCCACAACCCCUAGAAGGAAAAGGAUGGUGAAUGUUUUAGAUAUUUUAGACACACUGGAUUCAAAACGCCCUUCUUCCACGAAGAAAACUGCCGGAGCUGACAAAACGCAACACAAAGCUGGUUCUGAGCAAAUAGAAGUCGAAGCUAUAAAAAACCAGGAUGAAGCCGAGGCAGGGCCCAAAGUGCCUGUUGAGACGAAGCUUGCAACAACCGAACAAGGGGCCAAAGAAAUGAUUCCAGAUACUAAUAUAGUUUUUGAAAAAAGUGCGGCCAAAGAAGCCGAAUCUCUUACCCCCGAAGCAUCCUCCGAGGAUCUUGAUUAUAUCAUUCGACAUGCUGCGGGAAAGAAAUUAUCCAAAGAAGAAAUUUUUGAAGCCAAACACUAUGCUCGGGAACUGAAGUAUCCAAAGGGGGCCUUAGUGUUUAACGGUAUGGAUGAAGAUGAUUUCUUGUAUUGUCUCCCGGACAACAAAGAAUUACCCGUCUGCCGGGAGAUGGCCCGAAGCAUGGGUUUCCCGAAGCUUGAAGCUGGCCUUUGCGCCAUGACGAAAGAUGAUCUUGCAGAUAGCCUUGCAUAUAAUAGUCUGAAGGGCCUAAUACUUAGCAACGCUUUAAGAGCGCAAAAGAAUGCUGAAGACGAGAGCUGCACUAUUGCUCUCAACAACCUUCAAACAGAGGUUAUCAAGCUGAGGAACGAAGCCACGGAAAAAGACAAAAUUCUACUUACAUUGGUGGACAAAGUAAAGGAGGAUGAAGCUAACUUAAAGGCUCAAACUGAAAUUCAAAAGAAUGAGAUUGAAGACCUUCGAAGACAACUGGCUGGAGCCAACUUAAAGUGUGCUGUCGCUGAAGCUGAUCGAGAUGCCAGUGAAUACUGGAAGAAUUAUUUAGAAAAAACAGUUGCAGAGCUUCGCUCCUCCAAAGAAAGAUGUUUUGAGAAAUCUGUGGAGUGUGUGAAGAAAAUAAAGACUAGCUUUGCUAACGUGGGCGCGUAUUCGAGCGAAGACAACUUUAUACGAGGCGACCCCGAAGGCGUUAUCGAAUGGAUCAGUAAUGAAGCUGAAUCUUUUGAAGAAAUCUUAAGUGAUCGUGGGGAUGUUUGCGCAUUUUCUGGCGCAAGAGGAAUUGCGACCGUCUUGGAGAAGGCGGAUUGUGAUCACAUUAAAACCUUGGCCCAGGCCGAAGCUGCCUUCUCCGUGGACGUCACGAAGGACCCCUCGACCGAAGCAAGUCUAAUAGGCGGAAAAAUUUUCACUGAUAUCUGGGAAAAUGGCGGCCGAAAAAUGGCUCAUGAAAUAAUAAAGAAAAGAGAAAAAGAUCUUCAUGACGCUCGAGAAGCAGCAAAAGAGGCAGAAAGAGCAGCAGCACUCGAAAAACGAAUAGCUAAACUUUCUCCUCCACCAGAGCCACUCGACCCACUGGCCAACCCAGAAACAAAGAAGGAAGAAGAAAUUAUUAACAUGGCCGAAGCUAUUAUCGACGAAGUUGUUGCCAAGCUACUAAACGAAGCUGCUGAAAAAGUUUUGAAGGAAGUGUAGCUGCUAUUGUAAAAACAUUUCUAAAAUAUUAAUGUAACAUUUGCUGAACUAAGUUUGUAAUAUUUGUUGUUUAUAAUUUUUGAAUGUAAUAUGUAAAUUGUU
This is a messenger RNA of Zea mays, 3715 nucleotides long. RefSeq lists its product as uncharacterized. NCBI's taxonomy places the organism in Eukaryota, Viridiplantae, Streptophyta, Magnoliopsida, Poales, Poaceae. The transcript has 6 exons. The record is from RefSeq and is a predicted model, not a curated record. Gene Ontology annotation, molecular function: DNA binding. Bases 170 to 3613 code for a protein of 1147 amino acids.